AUGGGUCUCUUCAGCAGCGACAAAGACGCACCGCGCGGGAGCGAUUCGUCGCAAGGCCCGCCCGCAUACAACAUCGACAAUGACGAUGGACUCACCUCCGAUAACGCAGACCAGCUCCAGCGCCAUUUGGGAAACCGACAGAUUCAACUCAUUGCUAUUGGAGGCUCCAUUGGUACUGCGCUCUUCGUGUCCAUCGGAUCGGGACUAUACCGUGGAGGGCCGGGCAACCUCCUGCUCGCAUACGCCGUUCAAUCCAUCGUCCUCGCCAUGGUCAACAACUGCACGGCCGAGAUGACAACCGCAUAUCCCGUCUCUGGUGGCUUCAUUCGACAUGCUGGACACUGGGUCGAUGACGCGCUUGGAUUCAUGGUCGGCUGGAACUUCUUCUUCUACGAGGCACUGCUCAUUCCCUUUGAGAUAUCGGCUUUUGCAUUGGUCAUAUCAUUCUGGAGCGAGUCUGUUACCGAACCUGGCCCUACAGCUGGUAUCAUCAUCGGUGUCAUUGCAUGCUAUGCAUUUAUCAAUCUUCUUGCUGWUGGGGUCUUUGGCGAGGCUGAAUUCUGGCUCUCCGGAGGCAAGGUCAUCCUCAUCUUCUCCCUCUUCUUCUUCACCUUCGUGACCAUGGUCGGCGGCAAUCCACAGGGCGACGCGUAUGGUUUCCGAAAUUGGACGAUGGGCCAGGCUUUCUUGGAGUAUUCCAAUGGAGCUCACAUGCCGAAAGGCGACCUUGGCCGAUUCGAGGGAUUCUUGGGCGCUCUCACAUCCGCAGUCUUCACGGUUGUCGGACCCGAGUACAUCUCCAUUGUCGCCGCAGAAGCUAUGCGUCCUCGACACUACAUCAAGAAUGCAUUCRAGACGGUCUACUUCCGUUUCGGCAUCUUCUUCAUCGGCGGUGCCCUGGCCGUUGGCAUUGCCUGCCCUGCCCGCACCCAGGCGCUCGAAGAUGUGGUCCUAGGCGGAAGCAACGGUUCUGCCGCGGCCUCGCCAUAUGUCAUUGCYAUGAAGCUCAUGUCAAUCUCCAUCUUCCCAGACAUUGUUAACGCACUCAUCCUCACAUCCAUCUUUUCUGCCGGAAACACUUACACAUACUGCGCCAUUCGUAACUUGUACAGUCUGUCGCUCGAGGGCAGAGCACCUCGAUUUCUUCAGCGCUGCACGAAGAAGGGUGUUCCCAUCUAUUGCUUCGCAGUAGUAAUGGUCUUUCCACUAUUAUCGUUCACAGCUGUCUCAAGUGGCUCCGCUGUGGCCAUUACUUGGUUUGCCAGCCUGGUUACUGGAGGAGGUUUGAUCAAUUACAUUGUGAUGUGCAUAACAUACAUCCGCUUCUACCAGGCCUGCAAAGUUCAAGGUCUCGACCGAAAAUCGCUCCCCUACACCGGUUGGUUGCAGCCAUGGUGCGCCUACUUUGGACUCGCCUGGAUGUUCACUGUGGCCUGCAUCUACGGCUACACAACCUACCUUCCAUGGGAUACGUCCACAUUCUUUUCGAACUACACCAUGCAGCUCUUCAUCCCAUGGCUCUUUGUCAUCUGGAAACUCGUCCACAAGACUACAUGGAUCAAGUCCAAGGACGCAGAUCUGGUGUGGGAAAAGCCAACCAUUGAUGCGUAUGAAAUGACGUUUUUGGAGUCGCCCAUUGGAUUUUGGAGAGAGAUGGGUCACUUGGUGGGAAUUGGUCUCAAGAAAGACAAAAACGCGAAUCGUAGGGCUAGUAUCAACCCGCAAGACGUCGCGGACUCGAGGAAGGAGAUGCAGGACGCUAUGCACAGCAAGUGA
Molecule: messenger RNA, 1776 nt
Organism: Ramularia collo-cygni
Lineage: Eukaryota; Fungi; Ascomycota; Dothideomycetes; Mycosphaerellales; Mycosphaerellaceae
Product: probable carnitine transporter
Exons: 6
Coding region: 1-1776 (591 amino acids)
Biological process (GO): amino acid transmembrane transport
Cellular component (GO): membrane
Molecular function (GO): amino acid transmembrane transporter activity
Source: RefSeq, a predicted model, not a curated record